Messenger RNA from Linum tenue, 201 nucleotides. Lineage: Eukaryota; Viridiplantae; Streptophyta; Magnoliopsida; Malpighiales; Linaceae. The record is from the annotation of a GenBank genome assembly.
CCAAUAAAUCCUACUCAUAUUAAACAAAAGGUUAAAAUAUCUGCCAUGAAGAGUUCAUCGUUGAUAUUGAUUUUUGCUCUUCUUAUGCUUUGUCUAAUUCAUGGGAAUGAGGUGGUAGCAGCAACAACAACGAAGUGUCGUACGCAGCUUUGUCAGUUUGCGAACGUUAGUUUGGAUACUCGUUAUCGUAACGAAACUGGG